This is a messenger RNA of Hypomesus transpacificus, 3921 nucleotides long. RefSeq lists its product as uncharacterized. The transcript has 4 exons. Gene Ontology annotation, molecular function: DNA-binding transcription activator activity, RNA polymerase II-specific; RNA polymerase II cis-regulatory region sequence-specific DNA binding. Gene Ontology annotation, biological process: positive regulation of transcription by RNA polymerase II. NCBI's taxonomy places the organism in Eukaryota, Metazoa, Chordata, Actinopteri, Osmeriformes, Osmeridae. Bases 446 to 1711 code for a protein of 421 amino acids. The record is from RefSeq and is a predicted model, not a curated record.
AAUCUUGUUUGGUCUGGGUCUAUGAACUUCAGCGUGACUUUAACGAUAUACACAGGGUUAAAAACAACUAUUUCAAAAGCCCCAUUAAGUUGCUUUAUUUUACACAAAUAUAUCUUUUUGGAACGAUUUUUAAAAAACAGUAAAUGUUAUUAUGCGGCCCGGAUAUUUUCGUUUAUUAUAAAUAGGCUAUAUAUGUGACAAAUAUAUAGUAGGCUACUGGCUACCCCUUUGCUUAUCUUGGCAGUAGAUUGUAAAUUUAGAGUCUAAAGAGUUUUUCAUUCUUCAAAAGAUUAGGCUUUAAUUAUAUUGCGCAAUUCGCAAAGCGCAUGAAAAGUAUCAUUUAAAAGAAAUGAAGGAAAAUAUGUUUAAUAGAUUCAAUUAAAAAGACAGACAGUGGGCUGAACUUUGAAGGCAACAAUGUUUACGCUGCUCAGGUCUGCCGAACAUGUCUGGCAUUAGCAGAACGAGACCGAUUAGAUGUAGUGGGCAGGAGCGCGGGGAGAUCCGUCAUGCGAGUGUAGCUGCGAGGCUGGCGGAGAGCGUGGCUACUGAGAGCUGGAAACUAGUGAAUGGCAAUCUGUCGGGGAACUUCAACGGACCGCUGUCACAAAGCGACACGGGAGCCCUGCGUAAAACAAAGUGGCGCGUCUUCAAGUCUGGGAUUGACCAACUCCGAAAAGAGGACACACAAGUUGGGUCGGACGAGCUGCUAAUCACUUGUUACCGGCGCUUGGCUUCCAGUAACAUGCCGGCCAUCAAAAAGGAGAGACUGGAUGGGGACGAUAUGGCAUUGGCUGCCUUCAAUCAGUCCGAAUACCUGGCCCCUUUAAAUGCCACCGCUAUCCCCGUUGUGACCCCUCAUCCACCGCCGUACGACCAUAUUUUCGCCCAUCAUCGUGCGUACUUGGGGCUCCACGACUCGGCGCUGCAUCACCAGCACCUACACCAUCACCCGGACGACUUAAUGUUGGAGAGGUUCUCUUCCAUCCCCGACUUUCAACCGUUUUUUGACAACGGGGAACCAUGCAUCGAAGUGGAGUGUGGAGAGAACAAGGCUUUGCUUUACAUUAACAAACUGUGCCAAGGUAGUAAGGGACCCUCAAUCAAAUACCGGGGCGAGUGGCUCACCCCCAAUGAGUUCCAGUUUGUCAGUGGAAGGGAGACUGCCAAAGAUUGGAAGCGAAGUAUUAGACACAAAGGAAAAAGUUUGAAGACUCUUAUGUCCAAAGGAAUCUUACAGGUACAUCCUCCCAUCUGUGAUUGCCCUGGGUGUCGAAUAUCGUCUCCAGUGAACCGCGGGCGUCUGGCUGAGAAGCGCACCAUCCCCCUGCCGCCCAACCGAGUGCCCAAGAAGGAGCUGGCCUCCAUUUUCAGCAGUGACGACAGUGAAGGGAGCGACAGGGCCAGUGGCGACCAUGCCCACAUCAAGCAGGAAGAUGAGCUGCACUACAGUAUCAUGAGAAAGAGUCGGGACGGUGACCUCUCUACGAUCAUCUCCAACCUGCAUCACACCAGACAGCACGGCAUGCCAGAGGGCCUGCCUGCCACCGACCUCAGCACCAGCACUGGACACACAGGUAGGAGACCAUCCUUGCUCUCUGUGUGUGUGUGUGUGUGUGUGCGUGUGCGUGUGAGUCUGUGUGUGUGUGUGUGUGUGUGUGGGGCAUGUCAGGUCAGGAUGGAUCAGGCAGGAAAUGUGUGUAUGAACUGAGUGUGUGUCUUUUUUCCCCCCCCUGUGAUUAGAGCAUCUCCCCCUUUAAAUCAGAUAGUUGAUUAAGGUAUCAAACAUUAUCCCUGCAGUAAUUUGUUUGAUUGGGGCAACUUAAUGUAAUCUUAUUACUAACUGUUCACUGUCCUGCUCUCAAGUCGAUUAGAUUCUUCUGUUUCUUGUCACACUGGGGUUUUUUCUUUCUUAAAUCCCUGUUUUGAAUGACCACUGAAUAAAUAGCUUUGUUUGCCAUUAAUCCAGUUUCAUGUGAGACCAGGACCCAUGGUGUGUGAUAAGCUCAAGCUUUUCCAAAAGCUUACAGCCUCAUUCAAACCACCCAAAACUUGCCAAAUUACUUCGUUUACUUGCAGGAUACUUAAUGGGAUAUCCAUGAACAGUGUCUGGUUAACACAGUGUCAUUCAAUGAGACGUUUUAUCAAAGUGUUAUUGGUCGAUUUGACGAGUGUGUCUGUGAAGUGUGAGACAAUAGCACAUGCAGUGGGUCAGACAAGGUGUGUUGUGUCAACACCCAGGGAUUAGGGUCUGGGGUCCCCUACUGGUCUGGUUGGCAGGACUGUCUAGAAAGUUACAGUAGAGCUGGUUUCAUCUCAGACAUCACUUAUUUAAUGUACCUCAGACAGCAUGACCGGAGGAACUCAUUCGCUCGCAGCAAGUGGAACCAGGUAUAGACAACUUCUGUCAUGUUUCCGGACGUUUGACAGGACUGAGUUGGGUGCUAUAGCAGGUUGAACAUAUAGGCGCCUCUCACACACAGAGAAGUAUUAGAGGGGGUCUCGCCUUGAACUAGCCUGAACCCUGAAGCACCCAGGGGGGUCUCGUGGCCCCUCUUAUCCCAUUAUCCAGAGUGGCACACUGCACAAGUGGCAUAAUCACCCCCUAAGUCCUCACCCUGGUAUCUCCGGGAUCUCCUGUGUCUGGGGGGCUCCUCCUCGUCCAUACGGUGGUCCAGCACCGACCCGGCGGAGGGCUGCUCGGUUGGACGUGACGGCCGAGGUGUCUCUCCAGGGUGAUUAGGCUGGAGUGUUAACAGCUCCAGUCAGCCAGAGUCUUAGACCCCUGUGUUUGGGCUGGAUUUUCCCCCCCAAAAAGAACUGUCUAAUCAGCCAGCUAAGCUCAGCUGAGAAAACACCCCCCAAAUGAACAGUAAUCUUAAUAGAGGAAGACACAAAGGGAUGAGGAGAAGUUUGGGGGGGGGGGAUGGAGGAGUAUGGGGUGGCCAGUGCCGGAAGGGAGCCAGGCCCAAAAUCCGUCAGUUUGAGGCUUUAAAGGGAGAUUUGACUGCGUGGCUAAGCGGCUCGCUCCGUGUCUGUAAACAAGUCCAAUCCGAUCAUCCACUGGCUCUAAUUCUGUCUGCCAGUGAAAUUCGAGACAUACGCUUGGAGACAUCCCCUCACACAUUUCUGAAGGGGUGAAGGGAGGUGAGGGAGGUUAGGGCGAGUAUACAACCAUAGGGCCAUCUUAACACAUCUGAAGGCUGACCUGUGAGGUCGUAGAAAAGCCUGGACACUCCAGUGGGUUGGGUAUCUUGGAGUCCCUUUCACGAAACCCCUUGCUAGAGGUUGAGCUCUAACUAUGUCCUUCAGGCAGUUGUACAGUCACUCAUGCUGGGAAAGGGCUAGAAGUUGGAUUUGGGGAACUAUGCAACUUUACUGUCAUAGCCAAAGCAUUUAGUAUUUUAACAUGACAAUUCAGAGUAUGUGACUGUGUUAGGUUUAGGUUAGGGUCAGGAUAAGACAGUACUGAACACGAGCAUUCAGCUUCUCUCCCCCUUCUGUUUGUUCAGUAGUGUUAACCUCUCCAUUUAAAUCUCUCCACUCUACAUAUUUAACUUCUACAGCUGGCAUGUGGCUGGAAAACUGAAGAGAGAGAGAGAAACUGAGGGAUUCUGUGCGAGAAAACUUUAGAAAAACAGAGAGAGAGAGAGAGAGAGAGAGAGAGAGAGAGAGAGGGAGAUGAAUGAGUGUGGUGCCGGUAUCAGGGGAGGGCAGACGGCGACUGUGGCGGCGGCCAGCUUUGUGUGUGUGUGUGUGUGUGUGUGUGUGUGUGUGUGUUGGAAGAACGGGAAGCAGGCUGCUGCGCCGUCUCCGUGCCGGAGUGGGCCGUUAAUUAAAUCUGAGAGAUAGACAGGAGGGCUGCCUCCCACCCUCCCUCUCCGCCCUCCUCCCUGCUCUCCUCUCCCUCCCUCCUUCCCU